Molecule: messenger RNA, 1734 nt
Organism: Brugia pahangi
Lineage: Eukaryota; Metazoa; Nematoda; Chromadorea; Rhabditida; Onchocercidae
Source: the annotation of a GenBank genome assembly
AUGGCUGUCAUAUCAGCAAUUGGUCUAUUGCUGCUGUUCAACGUCCCAUUCGUUGAUAUUGUGAUAAUUAUGCCAUUUCUUAGCCUCACAGUUGGUAUCGACGAUACAUUUUUGAUGUUAGCUGCUUGGCACGAAACAAAUUCAAAUUUGUCCGUUGAGGAACGGAUCAAAGUAUCCAUGCAACAUGCAGCUGUAUCAAUCGCUAUAACAUCGGUUACCGAUAUUACAGCUUUUCUUAUUGGUUCUAUUACGCCAUUACCAGCUGUAAUCUAUUUCUGCUACUAUUCUGCUGCAGCAAUAGCUUUCAAUUUUUGUUAUUCUUUAAGCGCUUUUGUCGCAUUUUUGGCGAUUUUUGGACGACUGGAAGAAGCAUGUCGGAACAAUUUGUUUUAUGUUAAAACAACUCCUUUAAACGAAUACGCAACUGCUACGAGACUGCAGAAAAUCUUCAAUAUGACUGGAUCUAAAUGUGGAAAUAAUUCUAAGAAAGUAUGCAGUAAUGCUGAGAUGAAAUCGUGCAACACUGAACUUGGAUACCGUCAAUUCAUCAGAAAUUAUUAUGCGCCAUUUCUUGCAUGCAGGACAAUUCGAAUUAUUGCAUUUAUUUUGUUUAUUAUUUAUUUUCUCAUAGCAAUAAUUGGGAUUAAAAAGUUGAAAGUUGGAUUUGAUGUAACCAAUCUUCUUAGAGCUAAUUCAUCAGCCAAAAAAUUUCUGGAGCUACGAGCAGAAUUUUUCAAUUACAAAAUGCCGGCAGUUGAAAUAGCAGUAAUGAAACCGCCCGAUAUGUCACAAAAAAGUGACAGGAUUAGAUUUUUGAAAGUUGUGGAAGAAUUUGAAAAUACCACUUGCAGUAGUGGAAGGCAUACAACAGAAUUUUGGUAUUUUGCUUACAAAGAUUUUAUCAAUGAUCUUGGAUUUGGUGCUCAGUCUUGGGAUGUUUUACAAAAUAAUAAAGAGGAAUUCGAGAAAAAUUUACAGCCAUUUUUAUUGGCUAGUGAUAAAUAUCGUUAUGAUAUUUUAUUGCGUGACAAUGGAACCAUACAAGCAUUUCGAAUGUCCACUCAAAUUGUUGACAUACCGAAAUAUUCUUCACAGUUAGUUAUGCAAUGCGCUGAACAGAUGAGAAGCAUAGCAAAGCGAUACGAAACACAAUAUAAUAUUACAACAUAUUCUCUUUUAUGGCAAUUAGCUGAUCAAUUGAACGUAAUUUGGCCUCAAACGUUGCAGGAUUUAUUCAUUUCUGUUGUGGUUAUUAUACCAAUUUCAUUACUGGUAAUUCCUCAACCAUUUUGCGCUCUUGCAAUUGCAUUAACAGUAGGAUCAAUUGCUUUGGGAAUAAUGGGAUUUAUGACAUUUUGGAAUGUCAAUUUAGAUGCUAUUUCAAUGAUAACAAUUGCAAUGUCUGUUGGAUUUAGCGUUGAUUUUGCAAUUCAUAUUACUUAUAGUUACAUAUCACAAACUGAUAACCAAUCAAACAAUAAAAAUAUUCCAUAUAAGCAAUUAAGUGGAACAUUAGAAACCGUUGGUUGGCCUAUUUUGCAAGCAUCGAUAUCUAUUUUACUUGGCAUUUUACCAUUGGCUACAAUAAAUUUGUAUAUUGUGAAAGUAUGCUUCAAAACUGUUAUGCUAAUUAUCGUUAUCGGCACUGUGCAUGCACUUCUAUUUCUACCCUUGUUUCUAAUGCAAAUUCAUGCAUUUUAUUUGUGGUUUAAGUCAUGUCGAACAGUGAAAUAA